Messenger RNA from Fragaria vesca subsp. vesca, 1356 nucleotides. RefSeq names its product NEDD8-activating enzyme E1 catalytic subunit-like. The coding region runs from base 1 to 1356 and encodes 451 amino acids. Gene Ontology annotation, biological process: protein neddylation. Gene Ontology annotation, molecular function: NEDD8 activating enzyme activity. NCBI's taxonomy places the organism in Eukaryota, Viridiplantae, Streptophyta, Magnoliopsida, Rosales, Rosaceae. The transcript has a single exon. The record is from RefSeq and is a predicted model, not a curated record. Gene Ontology annotation, cellular component: cytoplasm; nucleus.
AUGGUGGAGUCUAGGGUCCAACAGAGCCGAACCAGGGACCUCGACAAGCUCCUCCUCCGACCCGGGUAUCUCGUCGGACCCAACUUCGAACCCGGCGUAGAACUGAGAGAAGACUUGAAAGAGUACGUGAGAGUUUUGGUGGUAGGGGCUGGUGGGCUAGGCUGUGAAUUGCUCAAGGACUUGGCUUUGUCUGGCUUUCGAGAAAUCGAAGUCAUCGACAUGGAUCGUAUUGAGGUCACUAACCUCAAUCGUCAAUUUCUUUUCAGGCUUGAAGAUGUGGGCAAGCCAAAGGCUGAGGUGGCUGCCAAACGAGUCAUGCAAAGAGUUGCAGGGGUAAACAUAAUUCCCCACUUCUGCCGCAUUGAGGACAAAGAACUCGACUUCUACAGCAAUUUCAGCAUCAUUGUUCUUGGUCUUGAUUCGAUCGAAGCUCGUAGCUACAUUAACUCUGUUGCUUGUAGCUUUCUUGAGUAUGAUGAUGAUGAUCAACCGCAAGAAGAAACGGUCAAGCCUAUGGUAGAUGGUGGGACUGAAGGUUUUCAAGGACAUGCUAGGGUUAUUAUGCCAGGGAUGACUCCAUGCUUUGAGUGUACACUUUGGCUUUUCCCCCCUCAAGUCAAGUUCCCUUUAUGCACACUUGCAGAAACUCCUAGAACUGCUGCUCAUUGUAUUGAGUAUGCUCACCUAAUAAAAUGGAAUGAGGUACAUAGUGGAGAGGCUUUUGAUCCAGAUGACCCCGAACAUAUGAACAUGGUGUACGAUGAGGCUUAUAAGAGAGCUGAGCUAUUUGGUAUUCCAGGAGUUACAUUGUCUCUCACUCAGGGAGUUGUGAAGAACAUCAUCCCGGCUAUUGCUUCCACAAAUGCGAUUAUAUCAGCUGCCUGUGCACUAGAAACAUUGAAGAUUGCAUCUGGAUGCAGCACAACUCUAUCGAACUAUCUAACGUAUAACGGUGCAGAAGGUCUCCACACGAAAGUGACCGAGUUUGUGAGGGACAAAGACUGUCUAGUAUGUGGCUCAGGUGUUCUUAUUGAGCUUGACACCUCAGUUACUUUGCAAACGUUCAUUGAGCUACUUGAAGAACACCCUAAAUUGCUGUUGUCAAAAGCAAGCAUUGCGCAUAGAGGGAACAAUCUGUACAUGCAAGCACCACCUGUACUGGAAGAGAUGACCAAAUCAAACUUAAGCAAGUCUCUCUAUGACCUAAUGGGUAAAAUUCCCAAGGAUGUUGUCCAUGCCACUGGUACUACAAACAAGAAUGACAUAAAGACUUCGGUUCUGAGAAAGUUACGAGUUGUUUUCAAGAUAGUUGAUGGGAUUACGGAUAUGGAGACUGCAGCAGGUGAUCAAGCAUGA